Molecule: messenger RNA, 1795 nt
Organism: Phacochoerus africanus (Common warthog)
Lineage: Eukaryota; Metazoa; Chordata; Mammalia; Artiodactyla; Suidae
Gene: NANOS1
Product: nanos C2HC-type zinc finger 1
Exons: 1
Coding region: 54-908 (284 amino acids)
Biological process (GO): negative regulation of translation; oogenesis
Cellular component (GO): perinuclear region of cytoplasm
Molecular function (GO): mRNA binding; zinc ion binding
Source: RefSeq, a predicted model, not a curated record
GUCCGGCCCGCGCCGGCGGCGGGGAGGCGGCGCGCGCGGCCCGCAGCCCGCCCAUGGAGGCUUUCCCCUGGGCGCCCCGCUCGCCCCGCCGCGGCCGCGUCCCCCCGCCCAUGGCGCUCGUGCCCAGCGCCCGCUACGUGAGCGCCCAGGGCCCGGCGCACCCGCAACCCUUCAGCUCGUGGAACGACUACCUGGGACUCGCCACGCUCAUCACCAAGGCGGUGGACGGCGAGCCGCGCUUUGGCUGCGCCCGCGGCGAGGACGGCGGCGGCGGCGGCGGCUCCCCACCCUCCUCUUCCUCCUCGUCGUGCUGCUCCCCCCACGCGGGGGCCGGGCCUGGGGCGCUGGGGCCCGCGCUGGGGCCACCCGACUACGACGAGGACGACGACGACGACAGCGACGAGCCGGGGUCCCGGGGCCGCUACCUGGGGGGCACGCUGGAGCUGCGCGCGCUGGAGCUGUGCGCGGACCCCUCGGAGGCCGGGCUGCUGGAGGAGCGCUUCGCCGAGCUGAGCCCGUUCGCGGGUCGCGCCGCCGCUGUGCUGCUGGGCUGCGCACCCGCCACUGCCGCCACCGCCGAGGCGGCACCGCGCGAGGAGCGGGCCCCGGCGUGGGCGGCCGAGCCCCGGCUGCACGCAGCCUCUGGGGCGGCCGGCGCCCGGCUGCUCAAGCCCGAGCUGCAGGUGUGUGUGUUUUGCCGGAACAACAAGGAGGCGGUGGCGCUCUACACCACCCACAUCUUGAAGGGACCCGACGGGCGAGUGCUAUGCCCCGUGCUGCGCCGCUACACGUGUCCCCUGUGCGGCGCCAGCGGCGACAACGCGCACACCAUCAAGUACUGCCCUCUCUCCAAAGUGCCGCCGCCGCGCAGCGUCAGGGACGGCCUGCCCGGCAAGAAGCUGCGCUGAGGGCCCGGACUCCGGUCUGCUACUGCUACCUGACGCCACCAGGGUCGCCGCCUGCCCAAUGUCUAGUUUGGCCUGCGCACCAUCUCUCUCUCGCUGCUGAGCGUGGAGCUCAGCUGUUGGUUGAACUUGAGAUGUACUGAUUUUUUUUUUUUUUUUCUUUUCAAAGGAACCCGGCGGUACUGAGUCCUUUCCUGUCGAAGAGCGCUUAAGACUAGAAGCUAAAAUCUUGAUUUGUUUAUCUCUAGUUUGUGCACAUCCAGACGGUGAAGGCUGGGUGUUCGUUCCACUAACUGAAAUGUGGCAACUUAGAAGUGCUGUUUAUUUACUCUAUACGUCUACCUAUUUUAGAUGCGCAUCAGUAUAUGAAAUUGUCUCAAUCUAAUCUUGGAUGUUUAAUUUUAUGAACGGAGGCACUUUACUAGGCCUAGAAUAUUUUUUUAAAAGCCUCUAAACUGAACUUAACUGGCGAUUUUAUGGAAUGUCAGCAAAAUGACUUUUAUUGUUUGAAACAAGUAAUAAUAUUUCUGUUGUCCUUAAUCAGUUAUUCUAAUUCCAGGUGAAGCAACCCUCACCUGCCUGGUAGCAUCAUUAAGUGAAGGCUUAGUAAACUUUCCAGUGUUAGUUUGGGUGGGUGUUCCCCCCGUGGCUUGUUUCUGUCCUAGCUGGAGGUGUAAAGAUGUACAAUCUGUGGCAGGUAGAAUACAGCUCCUUAUCCUUUUAUGUACCAGAUCUUUUAUUACUGAAUGAGCAACUAGCGUUUCCCAUCUUUCAAAGUCGUGCCAGGUUAUAUAAUAUUGUGUAUACACUUGGAAAUGGUGCUGUUUAAAAGAAUUUGUGUAUUUAUACAGUAUGAGUAUAUGAAUUCAUUAAUCUUGUCUUUCACUCUG